GCCAGCGCUGGGGGAGCCACUCUGCCAGCGGCGUAAGUGGCCGCGCGGGGGUCCCGCGGCCUCAGGGGUGGGCGGAGCGGGGGGGGCUUCGGCCGCUUCUCCCACCCCCGCGGGCGCCGGGCGCGGAGGCAGGAGCUGGGCCCCGCGCUCCCCGCGGAGCCGGCGGCGGAGGAGGAAGCGGGCGGAGGGCUAUGGAGGUCACCCGGCCGGAGGCGCCCGCGCCAGACCCCGUCUAGAGCGGCCCGUGGGCCUCAUCCCUCCUCCGCCGAGCGAGCCCGCGGCCGGGCCCGCGCGCGGCGAGGAGCGGGACCGGGACUUCUGCACCAGAGGAGGAGCCGGCCCAGGAAGAAAAUGAAAAUCUUUUCUGAGUCUCAUAAAACUGUUUUCGUUGUGGAUCACUGCCCUUAUAUGGCAGAAUCCUGCAGACAACAUGUUGAAUUUGAUAUGUUAGUAAAGAAUCGAACCCAAGGAAUUAUACCUCUAGCACCCAUAUCAAAAUCACUGUGGACGUGUUCAGUGGAAUCAUCCAUGGAGUACUGUAGAAUAAUGUAUGAUAUUUUCCCUUUCAAGAAACUGGUGAAUUUCAUUGUGAGUGAUUCUGGGGCUCAUGUCUUGAAUUCUUGGACUCAAGAAGAUCAGAACUUGCAGGAGUUGAUGGCAGCGUUGGCAGCUGUUGGGCCACCUAAUCCUCGGGCAGAUCCGGAGUGCUGCAGCAUACUUCAUGGGCUGGUUGCAGCAGUUGAAGCACUCUGCAAAAUAACAGAAUACCAGCAUGAGGCUCGAACCAUGCUCAUGGAGAAUGCAGAACGUGUUGGAAACAGGGGGAGAAUAAUCUGUAUUACUAAUGCAAAAAGUGACAGUCAUGUUCGGAUGCUUGAGGAUUGUGUUCAGGAAACCAUUCAUGAACAUAACAAGCUUGCAGCUAAUUCAGAUCAUCUAAUGCAGAUUCAGAAAUGUGAAUUGGUCUUAAUCCACACAUACCCAGUUGGUGAAGACAGCCUUGUUUCUGAUCGUCCUAAAAAAGAGCUUUCACCUGUUUUAACCAGUGAAGUGCACAGUGUCCGUGCUGGACGGCAUCUGGCUACAAAACUGAAUGUUUUAGUACAACAGCACUUUGAUCUGGCUUCAACCACAAUAACUAACAUUCCUAUGAAGGAAGAACAACAUGCUAACACAUCAGCCAACUACGAUGUGGAGCUGCUUCAUCACAAAGAGGCACAUGUUGACUUUUUAAAGAGUGGUGAUAAUCAUGUAGGUGGCAAUAGCAGAGAAGGCACAUUUAAAGAAACUGUAACAUUAAAAUGGUGUACUCCUCGAACAAAUAGUGUGGAAUUACACUAUUGCACUGGAGCCUACAGAAUUUCACCAGUAGAUGUAAAUAGUAGACCUUCUUCAUGCCUUACUAACUUUCUCCUUAAUGGUCGUUCUGUUUUGUUGGAACAGCCACGCAAAUCUGGCUCUAAAGUAAUUAGUCACAUGCUCAGUAGCCAUGGAGGAGAAAUUUUUCUGCAUGUAUUAAGCAGCUCCCGAUCAAUUCUAGAAGAUCCGCCAUCAAUUAGUGAAGGGUGUGGUGGAAGAGUAACCGACUACAGGAUUACAGAUUUUGGUGAAUUUAUGAGGGAAAACCGAUUAACUCCUUUUCUAGAGCCCAGAUAUAAGAUCGAUGGAAGUCUUGAAAUUCCACUGGAACGUGCAAAAGAUCAGUUAGAGAAACAUACUCGUUACUGGCCUAUGAUUAUUUCUCAGACUACCAUCUUCAACAUGCAAGCUGUAGUGCCAUUAGCCAGUGUGAUUGUAAAAGAAGCAAUGACUGAUGAGGAUGUUCUGAAUUGUCAAAAAACAAUAUACAAUUUGGUAGACAUGGAGAGGAAAAAUGAUCCGCUGCCAAUUUCAACAGUUGGCACCAGAGGAAAGGGUCCAAAAAGAGAUGAACAGUAUCGGAUUAUGUGGAAUGAACUGGAGACCCUUGUACGAGCACACAUAAACAACUCUGAUAAACACCAGCGAGUCUUGGAAUGUUUGAUGGCUUGCAGAAGCAAACCCCCAGAAGAAGAGGAGCGCAAGAAACGAGGUAGAAAGAGAGAAGACAAAGAAGACAAGUCGGAGAAGUUGGGCAAAGACUAUGAAUCGGAUAAGCCAUGGCAAGAAUCAGAAAGAUUAAAAGGUCUUCUAGAUCGUGAAAAAGAAGAACUAGCAGAAGCUGAAGUUAUCAAAGAUUCCCCUGAUUCUCCUGAGCCACCCAACAAAAAGCCUCUUAUUACAAUGGAUGAAAUACCCACAGUUGAAAAGGCAAAAGGGCCAAUGUCUUUGCUGUCUUUAUGGAGCAACAGAAUUAAUACUGCCAACUCUAGGAAGCACCAGGAAUUUAUUGGUCGUUUGAACUCUGUCAACAAUAAAGCUGAGCUAUAUCAACAUCUGAAAGAAGAAAAUGGGUUUGUAUCAUUAAAUGAAUCACUACAAGUAUCUUAGCAGUCACCAAUAUGGAGUAAUA
This is a messenger RNA of Calidris pugnax (ruff), 2491 nucleotides long. RefSeq names its product asunder spermatogenesis regulator (gene INTS13). Gene Ontology annotation, biological process: regulation of mitotic cell cycle; centrosome localization. Gene Ontology annotation, cellular component: integrator complex. NCBI's taxonomy places the organism in Eukaryota, Metazoa, Chordata, Aves, Charadriiformes, Scolopacidae. The transcript is spliced from 16 exons. The record is from RefSeq and is a predicted model, not a curated record. The coding region runs from base 352 to 2469 and encodes 705 amino acids.